AUGAAUGGGGUGAAGAUCGAAGGGAAUAAAGCGACGGUUGGUAUAACGUAUCAUUCUCAAGAGCAUUUGGGAGAUGUAGUCUAUGUAGAGUUGCCUGAUGUUGGACGUUCUGUGUCACAAGGAGUUAUUUCGGUGGUAGAAGUCGAGAAAGAAGGUCAGCUAGAGGUGAGGGGAGAAUUUAAUAGCUUUGAAAUGAUAAAGGAAAUAGUGAAGAUAGAUCAAUCUGUGCACAUAAUCAAGAUCGAGCAAGAAGUAAAGCUCCAACCGCAAGAUGAUGAAGGCAAACACCCUUUUAACCUAGAAGAAGUGAAUUAUCCCUUUUCACAAUUUGAAAAAGUGAAUAAGCAGUCCGAUGGUGAUGAUGCUGGUAGCUCAAGUUGGACAACAUCAUUGCAACCAUAUGAGUGGUGGGAGAAAGCAAAAGUUAUCGGUGUUAGUAUGGCUGAGCAGGCAAAAGUUAUAGGUGUUGGUGUGGCUGAGCAGGCAAAAGUUACGGGUGUUGGUGUGGCUAAGCAGGGAGGAGGCAUCGUUCAAGGUGUGAUUGGAUUCUUUGAGAGAAGAAAACGUGCAGAAAAAGUACGUCUCCAUUUUCAGCGGCUGAAGGAACAGGACAUGAAAGAAAAGAAGAUCUGGAUGGAAAAGAUGAGCAAAAAACAAGGUGCAACACAGAACUGA
Messenger RNA from Microthlaspi erraticum, 675 nucleotides. NCBI's taxonomy places the organism in Eukaryota, Viridiplantae, Streptophyta, Magnoliopsida, Brassicales, Brassicaceae. The record is from the annotation of a GenBank genome assembly.